AAAAAUCUUGGUAAGCUGAGCACGUUUUUUGUAAGAAACUUAAGUAAAUAAAUUAUAGAUUACAGUCUGAUUCCGAAAGUUUGAUAUUGGUGUUGGCGGCGCUCAGAAAUGGAGAAGGCUUUGAAAGAGCAGAAUAACAAUGUUGCCUGUCAAGAGGAAGAAAGCGACAGUACGGUCCCAAGUAAGCGGAAAAAAUAUGGGAAGUCUUCGGUGUGGAACUUUUUUAACAAAUCGGCUGAUGGUAGGACAGCCAAAUGUAUUAAAUGUGGCAAAACGUACCAAACAAGUGGCAAUACGACAAACUUGUCUUGCCACUUGAAAUACAUUCAUCCUAAUUUAACAAUUAGUGAAUUGCCAAAAAUACAACAGCCGUCAGUCCUUUCAUUUAUGGAGAAAAAGUACGAAAAGUCGUCGAACCGAAAACAACAAUUGGACAGUGCCUUGUUCUAUUAUAUUACAUCAGACUUGCGCCCUUUCACAGUGGUGGAAAAUAAAGGCUUCCGCAAUUUUGUAAACCUCCUCGAUCCAAGGUAUGAAUUGCCUUCACGUACGACCUUAAGAAAUGUUUCGAUGGCAAAUGCAUACGAAGAAAAGAAGGCCAGGUUGUACGCCUUUUUACAAGACGUCAAGCACUGUGCAAUCACUUCAGAUUGCCGGACGUCAAGGGCCAACGAGUGCUACGUUACUGUGACGUGCCAUUUUAUAACAGCGGAUUUCGAAUUGCGCAACGCUGUUUUGUCCACAGAAAAGCUCCUCGACGAAAAGAGCCAUUCUUCCGAGAGUAUUGCAAACUCAAUACGCACAGUACUCGAGGAAUGGAGCCUUUUAGGAAAGGUCACCGCUAUGGUCACAGAUAACGCCAAAAACAUGAUAAAAGCAUGUGAGAUACUGCAAAUAAGACAUAUUCCAUGCUUUGCGCAUUCAAUUAAUUUGACUGUCCAGGACUGUUUGGCUUCAGAAAAAAUUAAGCCCAUUCUUGAAAAGUGUAAGCGCAUUGUUACAUUUUUUAAAAGCAGCACAAUUGCGUAUGCCAAGUUUAGAGAGGCCCAGGAAUGCGAACGUCCCCGGUGGAACAGCGCCUAUUAUAUGGUGGAAAGAAUUUUAAACACAAAGGUUGCCAUCGCAAGUGUGCUUUUAAACACGCCCAAAGGGCUAAGGCCCCUAACUUCAGAUGAAAUAUCCAUUCUGGAGGACCUUAAGGAAAUACUGUCACCGUUUGAGCACGCAACGGUGCACACAUCCGCCAGUACUUAUGUCACAGUGUCUUCAGUGAUUCCGGUUAUUUGUGGAAUUUUACACAAUUUAAACUCCACAAAAACCAAACUCCAGACUAAGGUGGGUCGAGAUGUCUGUGAUGACAUACUUCAAGGGGUCAAUACAAGAUUGGUCCCCUAUGAAAAUCGUACGGUAACAAGAAUGACCACGAUUUUAGACCCUCGCUUUAAAAAGGAGGGAUUUUGGAAUCCAUUUAAUUCCUCCCAAGGAGUUAAAUCAUUAGAGGAUGAACUGUCGCGCAUCAAUGCUCAAUCAAAAGCUUCCACAUCAAGCCCGCCAACACCAGAAUCCACAGCAGAGUCUAACACACUAUUCAGUUUUUUACAAACAAACAAUAUUCAAAAAAUCCAAACAGGUCGCGUGGAUUCCAUAUUAGCUUUGAGACAAUAUUUAAAUGGUACUAAUUUGGAGCCUGCACAAAACCCUUUGGAUUAUUGGAAGAUAUCAAAUGACAACGCUUUCAAAACAUGCGUUUUUAAAUACUUCUGCGUUCCGGCCACCUCUACUGACAGCGAGAGGAUGUUCAGUAAGGCCGGGCUUAUUAUCAGCGAAAAGCGAAGCUCGCUUAAGGCUAAAAACGUCAAUAUGUUAUUAUUUUUAAACAAAAAUGACUGGAUUUCUUAAGUUAAGUUAUUUUCUUAUUCUUUUGAGUAGAACUCGAUAUUGUUUUUUAUUUUAAUUUUCAUUGAAUUGUGAUUUAGUUUUUAUUUUGGUUUUUGAAGGAAAGAGAAGAAAUAUAAGCUGAAUAUAUGGAUCUCAAAUAAAGACCUUUUACAAAUUUGA
Molecule: messenger RNA, 2058 nt
Organism: Drosophila gunungcola (fruit fly)
Lineage: Eukaryota; Metazoa; Arthropoda; Insecta; Diptera; Drosophilidae
Product: E3 SUMO-protein ligase ZBED1-like
Molecular function (GO): protein dimerization activity; DNA binding
Source: RefSeq, a predicted model, not a curated record